UGUCUUCGUUCAACAUUUAAUCUAAUCCCUACCACUAUCAGGCCUCCGUCUCCGGCGUCGCUAUCUUCCAUACUGAAUUUCUUAAACCACUUUUAUUUUCAGACUUUCUUUAAUAAUUGCGGACGGAUUACUUUAAUAGAGACUCGCGCACGCGAUCGAUCAACCACUCUCCUUAGAUCAACUAGUCAAUCUUUAUCCCUCCCCCCAGCAUCGAGAUCAUGGCUAGUAAAGCGGCGCACAAGCGGUUAACGCGAGAGUUCAAGUCCAUUUCCGAGAAUCCUCCUCCGUACAUCACCGCCCAUCCUUCGGAAUCCAACAUCCUCGAAUGGCACUACAUUAUUACUGGCCCCGAAGAUACACCUUAUCACGGAGGUCAAUACUGGGGAACGCUCAUCUUCCCUCCGAACUAUCCGUUUGCACCGCCUGCGAUCCGCAUGCACACCCCAUCGGGGCGAUUCCAACCAUCGACUAGACUUUGUCUUUCUAUAUCCGACUUUCAUCCAAAAUCCUUUAAUCCAGCAUGGGAAGUGUCUACCAUCCUGAUCGGCCUUUUGUCGUUUAUGACGAGCGAUGAGAUGACCACCGGUUCCGUUUCUGCUUCUAGCGCCGAGCGUAAGUUUCUUGCUUCACGAUCGCGGUGGUGGAACUCGACUGGCGGUGGAUCGCAAGCCAGAGGAAACAUUGCUACCAAGGGCAACGUCAAGGCUGGCGACGGAGGCGCCAAAUUUCGAUCAGAGUGGCCAGAGGUGGAUCUUGAGAAUUGGGAGUGGAUGCGGAAAUACAAGGUAGAUGCGGCCACAGGCAACCGAGCAGACGGUGACAAUGGCUCUUCCUGCGGACCUCAGCUCGGCAUUGCUGCUUCAAGUAGUAACCAGGCCCAAGCUGUGGUGGAUGCGGUUGUACAGCAGCGGGAUGCUGGACGAGGCUGGCUUUACCGCAACAAGCUGCUCGUUGCGGGUGCGGCGAUAUUCAUUUACGUACUGAUUGCAAGGCUGGUAAGCGGCAACGAGACUCUGGCGUGAUAUAUUUGAGCGUGGUUAUAUGCAGACAAUACAGGGUAUACACGAAACAGCCAACAGCAGCCUGGAGGCGGACAUUUCAAGAGCGGCGUUUUGGGUUGUAAAUGGGUACAAUUUAUAAUUGUGUUUUGGUACUUCAGAUUGCGAAUAAUGAAGCUUCUCCUCUUGCUUUAUGCUACUGCU
Trichoderma virens Gv29-8 is the source of this 1202-nucleotide messenger RNA. RefSeq lists its product as uncharacterized. The transcript is spliced from 3 exons. NCBI's taxonomy places the organism in Eukaryota, Fungi, Ascomycota, Sordariomycetes, Hypocreales, Hypocreaceae. The record is from RefSeq and is a predicted model, not a curated record. Bases 219 to 1022 code for a protein of 267 amino acids.